UCCUUCUGUGGGUGAAGUGACGGUACACAGGUGUUUGUGAAUUCCACGAAUUUUUGUCUUCAUUUCAUUUUAUAAUGGAUGAGUUUCACGUUCCUUGAGAAUUUGCAUUAAAUCUGGUGACUAAAGGCCUUGACUUAUGAUGGAUUUGCUGUUUUAUGUGAUAAUUAUAGUUGUGGUCAUCUUAAAGCUUAUUUUCUGGAUAUUUUACUUCUAUGCAAGAAAUCGAAGACGACUUAUUGCACAAGCAUUAAGGCAACAUAGUCAACAACAGAUUCCUCAGGGCCGCCAGUAUGAAGAGGAGCCUGCUGUUCCGCAGCCAGCUUAUGUUUUUACUGAAUACCCAUUUGGUGUCAAUGGUGUACCAGCCACUUUUCAAAAUCCUCCCGUUUAUUCAGUUGAGGAUCCUGUGAAACUGGAUGAACCUCCUCCUCCAUAUGUAAAUGAUGAGGACACAGGAGGACUCAUAGAGAACCAGGAGAACUGAUAUUUUAAACAAUCAUGUAAAUUUAAUAGAGCUUGUACAUAUGCAUCUUAUGCAAUUUUACCUUCAGACCAGUUUUAGACUUUAAAUCAAAGGCUUGUACAGGGCUCGACACUAACUUUUCAACUUACCAGUCAAGUGGCUAGUGACAACUUAGAUGUUACAACAAUUUCAGUU
Molecule: messenger RNA, 658 nt
Organism: Stylophora pistillata
Lineage: Eukaryota; Metazoa; Cnidaria; Anthozoa; Scleractinia; Pocilloporidae
Source: RefSeq, a predicted model, not a curated record